GGGCGGGUGCAGCCCCUCAAGGCCUGCUGGUCGCUGUGCUGCUGUUGGACGAGUAGGAGGGGAAGGGAGGAGCCCUGCGUUGGCGGCACUGCGGCGGUUUCAGCUGACCCAGAAUCGGAUCGCGCGCGCCAGCCAGUCCUGCGGGAAAAAAUAUAAUGAAAGAAAAAAAUAGACGAAUACGCUUAUACACAAUAUAUUAUGUCGGAACGAAGCUGUACGUCUGUAGUGGGUAAUUGACAGGUCUGCGCCUACUGAAUUUUCUUUUAAUUAUUUCGUGCCCGGACCCGUCUGCCGUCAAACUCGUGUGCACGUCAUUUCGCGGCGCCGUAGUGUGUAUGGACCGCACUUCGACACGGUGAUGCCGACGAUUACCGUCGAGGACGGGCGUUCUUCUGUUGCUAUGCGCGUCGUCGUACAAGUGUACUGUUGAAAAGACAUGAGCGUCGCAAUGGAACAGAACAUUGGGGUCUUCGAUCCUGCUUUGGCCGGCUUACUGGAGUCGUUGGUGGGAUCACGGGACGCCAUAUCCGCGUCCAAAGAGGAACUGGACUUCUUGUCCAACUUAUUGCAAAGCAAGGAACUACACGCUCUUUUCAAAGUUUACAAUACCAUUGUUGACCGGGUACGCGAUGAUCGGCGAUGCUCUCCCGUGUUGUCGAGUUCCAUGCAAACCACAUUGGAUGUCAUGGAAGUUAUAUUGCCCAGAAUCUCGCUCAGCGAUACAUCCAGACAACUUUUUCAGCUAUUACAAAACCCCCACAUACAGGGACUUCUGUGUGCCCAUGACGCAGUAGCUCAAAAAGACUACCUACCCCGACUGCCAGACAUUCCUCAAGAGAUGGAUGAGGAUGAAGAGACAAUCAAGAUUGUGCAAUUGGUUAAAAGCACUGAACCAUUGGAUGGGGAACCUGAUUCAGCUGAACCAAUUGUGGGUGCCACAAUAAAAACUGAUGAAGAAAAUGGAAAAAUAAUUAUAGCAAGGGUUAUGCAUGGUGGUGCUGCUGACAGAUCUGGUUUAAUAAAUGUCGGUGAUGAAGUUUGUGAAGUGAAUGGAAUUAAUGUUGAAGGAAAGUCUCCAGCAGAUGUACUCCAAAUACUACAACAUUCUGAAGGGACAAUAACAUUCAAAUUGAUUCCGGCAGACCCAAAAAAUGGAUCGCGAGAAAGCAAAAUGAAAGUUCGAGCCCAUUUCGAUUUUAACACUGAUGUUGAUCCUUACAUUCCAUGCAAAGAGGCCGGUUUAAGUUUUGCCAAAGGAGAAGUACUUCAUAUUGUUAGUCAGGAUGAUCCUUAUUGGUGGCAAGCCCGGAAAGAAGGGGACCGUAAUAUGAGAGCUGGACUUAUACCAAGUAAAGCUCUACAAGAGCGUAAAAUAAUUCAUGAAAGAUUGUCAAUGACAGAUCAAAAAAAGAAAUGGGUCAUGGAUACCGUUAAUGGGGGUUGUAUUGGUGGGGGCGGAAUGACAUGUUUGCCAGACCGUUCAUUAGCUAAAGGCCCAUUAUGUGGGUCAUUGGCCGCUCUGAACGAUCUCGGUGAAGACAUGGCGUCCGAAUGUUCGGUACGUACACGUGUUAAAAAAGUUAUCUAUGACGCAGCUGAAAGUGAUGACUAUGAUCGUGAAGAUAUUGCUACAUAUGAAGAAGUGGUUAAGUUGUAUCCAAGAAAUGAAUUUCCUCGGCCCAUUGUCUUAGUUGGUCCACCUGGUGUUGGUAGAAAUGAGCUGAAGAGACGUAUUAUGGAACUAAAUCCUGACAAAUAUCACACACCUGUACCGCAUACAUCCAGAUCUCCUCGGCCUGGAGAAGUAAAUGGUAAAGAAUAUAAUUUUGUCUCAAGAGAAUUAAUGGAAGAACAAAUAGCCCGUGGUGAAUUUUUAGAAUUUGGUGAAUACAAAGGCAAUCUUUAUGGCACAUCUUUAGAAAGUGUAAAAUCAAUCAUACGUUCCGGACUUACUUGUAUUAUAAACCCACAUUAUCAGGCAUUAAAAAUGUUACGCACUCCUGAUAUAAAACCUUACAUUGUAUAUAUUAAGCCACCAGUAUUUGAUAUAUUAAAAUCAACUAGAAAUGCAGCAUUUGCAAUGUCAACAUUUGAUGAAACAAAUUCUAGAGGUUUUACAGAUGAUGAGUUCAAUGAGAUACUUAGGAGUUCAAAACGAAUUGAAUUUCUUUAUGAUCAUUGGUUUGAUGAGGUAAUUGUAAAUGAUGAUUUCAAGUUGGCUCUGGAGCAAUUAUUAGAAGCUGACCAUAAAUUAAAAACCGAACCAUUAUGGGCACCUGCUGCUUGGUUACAGUAAAUUUUUACAUUAUGCGCGGAAACUAGUCAAUCAUUCUUAACCCGCCACCAAAACAGUAUUUAUAAGUGUCCAGUAGAACACAUCAGACUUCGACCAAAUAAAAAAAUGAAAUGAUCAACCAUUUUGUUCUAAUUUUGAAUGGAUGUAGUUAUAUAAUUUUAAUAGAUUUUAUAAUAUAAUAGUUAGAAGAGUAUUGAAAAUUAAAUACAACUCUUUACACAUAAUAAUUUAUUUAUGCUUUUAGAAACAAUGUUAAAUAACUUUUAAUUACGCUAUUUACGGUUGUGAAAUUUAUUUUAGAUUAUAACUAAUCUAUUUUUACCCAUUUCUAGUCAAUAAUGUUUAAAAUCCCACAUUUAUUGAGAUUUUAUUAGUAAGUGUUAGGUCUUACAAAUUAUAUUUUCUGAAACUUUAUCAUUACUAAAUUAUUUAGUGUAGGCAUUUAGCCAAUUUUCAGGAAAUGUAUUUUGUUUUAAUACAAGUUAUAUUAUUGUCAUAUAGAAUUUACAGCAUAUUUGAUUCGAAAUCAUACACACGACACCAGACAUAUACCAACACUGUGUAACUGUUGUUCAAAUUUAAUUUUGAUGCAAGCUGUAUGAUAACAUUAUUUAUAGAUAAUAUUUUAAGUACGCUGUUAUUAUUGUUGUAUUUCAUUCAAAUUUCAUGACAUGCCCACAUGCCAAUGGAACAAAUAUUUGUACUUAUUUUAAAAUCUUAUUGAAUUAAGUUUUAAAUCUGUUCUACAGCCUAAUAUAAAGUUAAAAAUGUAUGAAUUAUUUAUCAACUUAUUCUAAUGAUGAAAUACAUUAAUAUAUUAGGGUACAUUUGUUAUAUAAUUAAUUGUGUUAUUGUAACUAUUUUUUUCUCUAUUUAAAAAAAUGUUUUAAUAGUUUAUACAGUGGUUUUUAGUAUAUUGACGUGAAUUUUAUGUAUACCGAACAUUUAAUAAAAUGUUAAUUUAAAUCAUAAA
Acyrthosiphon pisum (pea aphid) is the source of this 3269-nucleotide messenger RNA. It is a transcript of the gene metro, whose product is annotated as membrane palmitoylated protein 7-like protein metro. Bases 437 to 2296 code for a protein of 619 amino acids. The record is from RefSeq and is a predicted model, not a curated record. The transcript has 13 exons. Gene Ontology annotation, molecular function: protein binding. NCBI's taxonomy places the organism in Eukaryota, Metazoa, Arthropoda, Insecta, Hemiptera, Aphididae.